Clupea harengus (Atlantic herring) is the source of this 9455-nucleotide messenger RNA. It is a transcript of the gene fbrsl1, whose product is annotated as fibrosin-like 1. The transcript is spliced from 18 exons. Bases 4723 to 8253 code for a protein of 1176 amino acids. The record is from RefSeq and is a predicted model, not a curated record. Lineage: Eukaryota; Metazoa; Chordata; Actinopteri; Clupeiformes; Clupeidae.
AUCUGGCUUCUUGGAGUUUUUCUAGCUUCAUUAUCCUCCUAUCUCUCUCAGCUGGAGUCUGGGAAAGGGAGGAGAGAAAAAAGCUUGGGGACUGAGGCAUGCUGGUUCUUUCAGCCUCCCUCUCCACCCCUCCCGCUCCCACUCUCUAUAUUUAACGCCAUCACAUAAAUAUUUAACCACGUGCUUGAUUGCUUAGAUUGCGAGUGGCAUUUCAUGUCUCCAGGCCCGAGAUGCAUCAGCUAACAGGGAUCACUUCACUUUGCCCGCGCUGAAUUGGGCACGGCUCUGCAAAGGCCUGGCCCGGCUGGCAUUGUCAGUCGAGACACAAACGAAACAUCGCCCUUAAUUUAAGAUAAAGCUUCAGAGCAGAUGGAGGUGGAGGGAAUUCAUUUAAUCAGGUGAAAUAUCUGACCGCUUUUGUUUUCAGUGCAGGAAGAAAAGCAGGCGCUGUAUUGAUCUUAGCAAGCUUAUGUGUUUAAUUUUAUUUGAGCACUUAGCACAGCAUUUUGUGUUUGAUUUAAUUGUAUUGGAUUUGGUGUGUCCUUGUGUGUACCUUGCAGACAUUUGUCUCACAAUACCUUUAAUCUGCCUGAUAGUAGGGUUGAUAGAAUGCCAGCCAUCCUGAGAAUGAGUGAACUGAGCUUCUACCUGUGUCAGUUGGUGUAGUGUUAUUCACGGCCAGGCCAGUGUAUAUAUCGAUUUCCACCCAAGUCCCCCACCACCACCACCACCCAUCCCCCACACCUCAUCCACCCCCCAUCUUAUUUUAGACCCACUCAGUCUGUAGUAAUAGAGUCUACAGGAAGCUCCUGCCAACCCCCCCUUUCCUUCCGCCCAGCACGCAGAGGCAGGAAACACACUCUGUGCAAAGUGAUGGUGGCCAUAAAUCCUCCUUCAUUUCCUCUCUGCUCCCACUGCUGCUUUGGGCUCUCGCUAGUCAAGCAGCAAGCCAUCAAUCCAAUAUGGACUAAUGAUAGGAAUUAGUCCUGAGCCAACAGGCACUAAUGUUAAACAGAUCAGCAAGAUGUUUUUUUUUUUUUUUUAAACAGUGUUUGGAAAAGGCAGCGUGGGGAACCGCAGCAUGCAGGAUAAUGUUUAGGGCACUUACUAGCAGAGUGAAGUAGCGUCAGCUAGCCUAUGACAGUCUGCGCUAAUCACAUUGUCAUGAAUUCAGAUUGUGGGUCAUAAAGAAAGUUUCCACCAGGUGUGUGUGGGUGCGUGCGUUUGCAUAAUGCAUCAUACCCCGUGUAGCGCCUGAGUGGAUGUGCUUUAAAUGACCCAGUGUUUGUUCCGCGGGACUCCUCCCAUUAUGGCAGCUCCUGGCUACGUGCUCAUGUUUCAGGAUCACUCCCGUGCCCUCACAGUGCUAACAAAAGCAGGAUGGGCCCACUCAGCAUGUGGCCCAUUUGCUUUGAUGACUGUUAGGGACCGCAGCUAUUUGAACUACAUGUGUCUGCCGGUUAACCUUGACUCUGAGACGAGUUGCUCAUUGCACGCAACAUGGUGAAAAGGAGGCGAAUGCAUUGUGAGUGGAGCGGCUGAAGAGGAGAGGCUGCGGGCUCAACACAUCCGCUGCCAGCCAGUGCGUUCCUGUGAUUGUGGGUCCAACCUCGCUCCUACCCGCCGCAUGCUUGGGGGCCAGCGGGCCUUUUGUUGCUCGCACUCUUAAAGGAGGCGUCGAGUCAAAGGGCCUUGUUAACCAGAUGGAUGUGAUUUUACUGUGUGUGUAUUUGUGUGUGUGUGUGUGUGUGUGUGUGUGUGUGUGUGUGUGUGUGUGUGUGUGUAUGUCUCUGUGUGUGUCCCUUCUGUUUCAAGAUCUUUUCCUCAAACACAUUGUCAUUUUCCCCCUCAAAAGUUAUUGCCUGCUUGGCAGCACCAAAGUCUUCCGCGUCAUAAAUAUUGCAGGCUCUUUUAUUUUUUUAAAGGGAAGCAAAGGCCAGACUGUGUCAGAAUAUUGCUCUGUUUUUUAAGCACCAGAAGGACUUCCGAUAGAUCUCUCUUUAAGUAGUAGUUCUGGAGACGAGACAAGGCUUUAAUUACAUGGAGGGGAAUGCACCAAGUGGCAAUUAAUGGUCGACUCCCUUGAAGGACAGGACUGCAGAGGCGGGUCAAAUGUACCGCAUGAUAUCCAAAUCUUAAACCAAAGACGCGUUACUUUCCUUUUGCACACACCCACGCAUGACCAUAACUGAUAAUGCAUAGUGAGUAAAUGCAAAUACAUUAGGAUGACAAACAGUACUGAGCCACAGCAUUUGAUGUGGUGUUUUCUCAACCGCUCUUCUUUUCUGACAUCAGUUAUAACUAUAUAAGUUGUGAUAUAGGUCAUUUCUUAUUACUUCCUGCAAUCAAUACAAUUCUGAAAAACAAGCCACCCAUCUCUGCAAUUCAAACAGAAUCAAACUCUGAAUAGAGUGGAAUUGAAACACAUGACCAGGAGAUAAAGAGAAAGAGGAAAGGGGCCUGCUUACAGCAAUCCUAAAACCAUGGGUCUCGCCCCAAAUUUAAGGACUGGCAUCUGUAUCAGUUAAUUUAUGCUUCAGCAGCACCUAAACCGGACCACCAUUCUGUUCACUUUUAUUUUGAGGUUCACAUAGUUCUUUAGAUGGCUUGUUUAGAAUUUUGGGCAGAAAAAAAGAUGGUGGCCAGUUUUGACAUACAGAGCGCAAACACAUGCUGGAAAUAUUUGCUUUGAUUUGUUUCUUCAGUAAAUUCCAGCAGAAUUGUCUCCUUCUCUGGAGUUCCCAUUCUUUGACUGGCUGGAAAGCAUGAAUGAUAACAAACCAUCAGUAGCCUGCGCUAUUUACAGAAUAGGAGCACUUUUCCUGCUACAACUACAACAGUGUAGUGCAGUUACAGUUUGUCGUCCAAUCGUCUUGAUUUGUUGUUACUGAUUACAUGUAAACAAGACUAAAUUGGUUUGAUUUGGCUUCAUUUGUAAAUUUACAAAAUGUUAAAUACUUUCUUGGAAUAACCUCAUGCUCUUUUUUCAUAAUGCCAGCUUUUAAAAAUGCGUGGUUACAUUGUGGCUGCGAAAUUUUCAUGUUUUCUUCUCCUGCUAGAAUCUGUUAGGGGAACCAUGAAAUGACUUAUGACUCAAGCUAUAGGCGGAAGAAAUGAGCUUCCGAAAUGGCUGUCUGUCUGGGUCUUCUUCUUCCUUAACUCUGCGGUCUGCGGUUCAUUUUGUGUGUGAUGCUGUUGUGUUUAUAAAUAUCAGUUGCACAUUUGGGUUGAAGAACUCGACAAGGUAGCAUCUUUAUGUGUUUGACACUGUUGUGUGGCUUGAGUGGGGAGGGUUAUGAUGAUAAUAUUGAUCUGCUGUGAGGUCCGUGUAUAGCGUGUGACUAAUGGCUUUGUUGGCUCCGUGCGGUGCAUAUAUCAAACUAUCAAACAAGGCACUGGUAAUGUUCCAAGCCCUUUCUGGUUCCUGUGUAGCUUGUCCAAUACAUAGCCCAAACCCCUGCUCAAUCCUCUACAAAAAUGUUGCAAAGCCAUGUUCUUCAGUACAAGAUGAGAGCUUUCAAACCCCUUCAAACACUUAAUAUCCUUAUAAGGUUGGAUUUAUACUUGAAGGUCUCUGGCCUCGUGUUUGUGUAUGUUUUUGUACAUGGGUGAGAUUGGGAGGAAAUGGAAUCUGUUAACCUCAGACGAGGGUGCCCUUGUACACAUGUCAUUAGUCAGCUCAAGAGUAGGGAACUGAGAGCUGCUUUCAGGAAGCGUUAGUGAAGCCGCAUAUCCCCAUAUGAAAACCACCCAAGGGUGUAAGACUUUUUGUGUAACUGUGUCUUAUUUCCCCGCGAUGACCAGCUCACCUCAAAGGCCUACUCAAGCCUCUUUCACAUACAUACAUUAUCGAUACAUUAACGUAUCAGGUACAGGUAACAUUUUGGGAUACAUUUUCAUUCCCACUCAGUCUUCCAUUACGAUACAGUUGCAUUUUUAUGUAUUAAAAAAAAUGACAUGUAAUGACAUACCUCCUGCAUCGAGAGAACAUAAACAGGAAAAAUCAUUCGUAUUAGUGCACUUUUAUCCUUAUAUAACAAUAUUGAGAACAAUGCAAAGAACAAUAAUACUCAACUCAUCCUUAUGUCAGUCACUACCACAUUCAGAAAUACACUGUCACUGAGCUGUCCUUGUGUGCCCACUGCUUGCACAGGAUGCACUGCAGCCAUGUCUCCUCUGUGCUGCUGUUUGAGAAGCGCUCCACACACACCAGGCAGAAACAUUCAUCUUCAUCUGAGGAUGACUAUCUCCUGCCCCUUCCUUCUCUUGGUUGCCUUUGUUGAUACCUUAGAUUUUUAUUUUUUUUCGGCUUGAGAGAACAGGGACAACCAACCCCCGAAGAGAAUGUGGCAUUUUUUGUUAACGGCAAAGCUAACAACCACAUGUUGCAGCGUAGCUCAGAAAAAACUAAACUAUAGCUGUGGCUGUGGCUGUGUCUGUGUCUGCUGUCUUGUGUUUGAUCCAGAGAGACACAAGUAUUAAGAAAUACUUGAAAUGUAAUAUAAAAAUCAAUGGCAGAAGAAAUGAAAGGCCAGCCCUUUGGACUUGGGCGUCUGAAAUGAGUACUUCUGAAAUGUGUGCAUUUCCCCUUUAUUUGAAAGGUUUCACUUCCCCUUGCUGUAUUUUGGGAAAGCAGCUUUGGUCUCUAGCUUGCCUCUAUCUGGGGCAGAUGAGCUGGAUGUAUGACAGUUGAGGGAAGGCAAGACUUUACUCAGCAGGUAAAUGCUAGCGAGAAAUCAGAAGAAGAAUGGCUCCUUGAAGAUGCCAGACAGGAAAGAGAGGUGGGAGAAGCACGUGGUGAAGAGGCAGCGAGAAGAGAAAGAGAACGGCGUUGCCUCCGACCUGGUGGAGAAAGUCUUCGACGAACACGCCGCCAGCCUGGAGCGCGACCAGGAGCGCGUCAAGGAGCGACUGCUGAAGAAGACGUACUCGAAGAAGAACAAACGGUUCAAAGGGUUCCCAGGCCAACCAGGAAAGAACCUUGAGGAAGGGGCCAUGCAGGAACUGGGCAGACCUCACCGGAGUAACUCUAAAGACAGACUCAGUGAGUGUGACAGUGAGUGUGACAUUGAUGACAAGGCUUCUGAUCUAGGAUCAGAGAAACUCUUCUCACCCACUGCAGCUAAAGGUGUGACGACGAAUGAGAUUCACGUGUCCAAGACCUGCAGUUCAACCAAAGUCUCAGGCCUCCAGCGCAGCCAGGAGCAGAGCAACGAGGUGUCCUUUGCGCCGCCUGCGCCGAGCCCCACCCCUGCCUCUCCGCCCACCGGCUCCCCAGCCCCUGCAGCUGCCACUGCGCCGCCUCCACGGGUGCGGCCCACCCCGCCUCCGCCCCUGCCUCUGCCUCUGGCUCUGCCUCUGCCUCCGCUGAGCGUCAAGAGGGAGGCCGUUGCCGCACCGCCGCGCAUCCCCACCCCGCCACUUCUCAGGACCCAGGGCCACCCCCCGCCACAGGAGCUUCGUGUUCCUCCUUCCCAGCACCACGCGCGGCCCCUGCAUAACCACCCCAUUCACCACUCGCUGCAGUACAACAACCUCCACGACAUCAGCAGUCACACCGGUGGUGUCAGCACCAGCCUCCCCCUCCCCAAACACCACCUUCCCCCCUCCCCCCACCUCAACAGCCUGCCUGCCUCCAACCCCAGCCUACACUACCAGUCUGUGGCUAACCUCUCUACCUCGCCCUUCUCCCUGCGCUCUCCUGCCCAUCGCCAUCCGGCCAUGUUCGCAACCCCUGCCACACUGCCACCACCUCCAACCUUACCGACCAACAGCCUGGUGGUCCCGGGGCAUCCUGCAGGCACCCCCUACCCAGAGCAUGACCUCCUGCGGCAGGAGCUGAACAACCGCUUCCUGGUUCAGAGUUCAGAGCGGAACAGGGGGCCCUCGGCAUCCCCCCUGGCCCAAAUAUCCCUCCAGAGGGCCGAGUUUCACCAACACCAGCACAUGCACCAGCACCAACACACCCACCAGCACACCUUCACGCCAUUCCCCGCCGGCUUGCCCCCGGCGGCCAUGAUUGCUCCGCCCAAUGCACCUCCCAUGGUGCGUACCCCAGCCAGAAAUUUCGACAAAUACGCUCCAAAGCUGGACAAUCCUUUCUUACGACACUCAAGCUUCUUCCCCUCCUACCCUCCCACAAUGCCUGGGAUGCCUCCCCUGCUGCCACAUUCAGGACCCUUCAGUUCACUGCAAGGAGCCUUCCAGCCUAAGGCCUCUAAUCCCCUAGACGUAGCAGGUCGGCCUGGAGCCAUACCUCACACUCUCCUGCAGAAAGAUCCUCGGGUACCAGAUCCUUUCAGGACAUCAGUAAGAAAGCCUGGCAAAUGGUGUGCGGUUCAUGUACAAAUCGCUUGGCAAAUCUACCACCAUCAGCAGAAGAUGAAGCAGAUGCAGCUUGAUCCUCACAAACUCGACAUGAACGGGAAGCUCGACCUGUUCAGCCGGCCGCCCGCCCCAGGAGUCUUUCCAGGAUUCCCUUACCCCCACGACCUGGCACGACCUAUGUUCUCCUCCACAGGUUCUGGCCAUCCAGCUGCAUCACCCUACGGGCCUUCACCACACCACAGUGGAUUCCUGCCCACCAGCCACCUGGCAGGUAAGCAUCCUUUUAGUCGCUCCAGUACCUUUGGCGGCCUCGGCAACCUUUCAAGCAGUGCCUUCGGAGGAUUAGGCAACCCCUCGCUCGGCCCCAACAACAUCUUUGGUCCAAAGGAAGGGCAUGGAUUGCCUGGCUUCGGCAGCCCCCACCAUGACACCUGGAACCGGCUACACCGCACCCCUCCAUCCUUCCCCACCCCUCCGCAAUGGCCCAAGUCCUCAGAUGUAGAGCGGAGCAACUCCGUCAACAGCCACGAGCGUGAACGGGAACGAGAGCGGGAGAAAGAAAGGGAGAGGGAGAAAAGGGACUCCUCCAUUGGAAAAGAAGAGAAAGAUAAAGACAGGGACUCCUUGGAUCAGAACCGCCACUCCAACAGGUCCUCACCUGCAUCUGCCCAAAUGGGCUACCAAAUCAGCAACCUGAUCAGGUCCAACAGCCAGAACUCCAAUGACUCAGGCCGCCACCACAGCGCAGACCGAGCCCGAGAAGCCGAGAAGAACUUGAUCGAGCGCCACCGAGAGGCUACCAUGCUGGGAGACAUCAAGGUGAAGGAGAGCCGUUCCCCCGGAAAGGAGGUUCAGGAGCGCCGGUCCUCCGAGGAUCAGUGCAAGCCUAUUCACCGCUCCCCCUCGCCUUACUCCAAGGCCAUCAACCUUGACACUGGUCACAAAACGGCUUCUGCCCCUCCUCCACAAAACAAGGAUGUGGACAGGAAGGAGCCGCCAUCCGAGAUGAUCCACAAGGUUAAAAACGACAUGAAGAUCAAAGAGGAGCGCAAGGAGGAGCAGGAGGUGAUGGUAGUGGGGUCAGAGCCCUCCCCUCAGCCCUCGGUGCCUCCCCCUCCACCUGCACCUCCCGCCCCUUCUGGCCCCCACUCCCUCCACCCUGCGCUAUCCCAUCAGCCGCCUCCGCCCUCACCCCGUUGCAGCGACCUCCCAACCUCAGCCGCCAUGCACGGCGUGCCCAUGUCGCACUCGCUCCCUCUCUCCAUGUCGGCCAUGCACCAGAUGGGCAGCCUGAACGUGCUGGAUCGUGCCCGCAUGGCUCCCUUCAUGGGUGUGAGUCCUCUUGCGGCAGCAGGCCGCGAGCGUCUGCCCCACCCGGCCUUCAGCUGGGACCCGCUGCGGGAGGCCUACCGCAGUCUGGACCUGCAGCGGCGCAUGGAUUUCCAGCUGCGGGCCGAGCAGGCACAGCGCUUCCAGCCCGGCACCCCAUAUGAGGCAGUCGAGCGCAGCUACCGGGAGCGGGAGUCUCACGACUACGCGCACCACGAGCACCUGCUGGAGGUGCGGCGCGAGCAGGAGCGCAUGCGGCAGCAGGCCGAGGAGCGGGAGCGCAUGCACCUGCGUGAGGAGCUGGAUCGGGCCCGGUUGCACCAGCUGCACCAGUCGCCCAUGGAGGGACACCUGCCUCACAUGCCCCCCUUCAUGUCGCACCUUGGGGGGAUGCCUUACCCGAGACUCAGCCCCUCCACCGGACAUAACGGCCUUCUCAACCGCACCCCUCCCACCGCAGCGCUAAGUGCCCCACCGCCACUCGUGCCCUCGGGUAACGCCAGACCGUCCUCGCCCAGACGGACUACCCCACUCAACACCCAGGACCCCCGCGAUUACUCGCCCUCCCGAAACCCCAAAGAGGUUGAGGCACGAUAGCUUCAGUUGCCUGGAUUGACUUUUGAGGGGAGUCUCUCCCUCUCCCAUUCUGAAGACAGAAUGCACUUAUGUUCCUGAGUGAAAAUCAAAAAUGUCAGAAAAUGAAAGAGACGUGUAUAAAUUGUACAAAGAUUUGUACAGCUGAAGAAGCACACGCCAUUAUUUUAUAUGGACUUGGAGAGUAGAAUGUUGGUUUGAAGAAAAAAAAGUUGAAACUCAAAGCAUAUGUUCAUCAACAAUUUAAAUCCAAUUUAAAAAUUGAUAUUAAUAUAUUAAUCCAAUUGUUCUAUCAUUUUUCGUGUGAAAAGUGAAAUUAUGAAAUGAGUUUGUAUAUUUCCUAUUAUCUUUCCAUGUAUAGACAUUAUUUUUAUGAAUUUGCAUAUUGUUGCAUUACAGUAUGUCAUACUUCCCCUCAUCUAUUCCUGUUCACUGUACGACCUAAAUCACGUCCACAGUGGAGGCUGGAUUUUUUUAAGAAUUGUUUGGACAGUUAAAUUUGCCCUACGGUACCUGACAGUUCUCAGUGCUAAUGAUGUAAAAAAAAAUUACAUUUAAGGUGGUUUUGUUCGCUUGGUUUGCCUUUGAGAUAUGCAGACAAAAGUGUAUUAUCCCUGUUUGGUUAUUGUAAAGAAAAAAAAUGUAAAUAUCUUGUUGAUAUUCCUCGAGACGAAAAAUUACAAUGUAAAUUUACUAGGCUUUUUAAAUGUUUCUAGAAAAACAAAAUUCUACAAAAUUGAAACCACUUCCGAAAUGAAACCAUGGUAACAGAUCAGCCACUGCAAUCAAAAAGAAGGCAAGCGUUAAAGCGGGGGUCAUAGAAUGAUGACAUGCAAUCUAUGCAACAACGCAUUUGAAGACCAGAAUGGAGUACAACCUGCAAGUGAUAUUGGGAAUAUUUUACAAGGAACCUGGAUUACUGACAUCCAUCUGUUUUUCAAACAAAGGAUUAUAAAACCGAACUAGAGACUGCCUCCGCCAAGACAAACUUUCAUAGAAUCAAACCAGUCUUGCAGCCCCAGAGAACUUGAGAGGAGAUUGAUUGAUUGGGCGGCAAUAGACUUUCUCUGUCGACCUUGUGGUGUUGUGCAGUUUCUUCUUUUCUUAGACUCUUGUAUACAAAAAACAAGUAGAGUUUUAGGCGUGCAAAAAAUGAAAAUGAACAUUCAUGGUUUUAAAAUGUACGGAAUAAAGGUUGGACCUUA